AUGAAUAUCGUCGAGUGGGCAUUCGGGAAGCGCAUGACCCCGGCGGAGCGCCUGCGCAAACACCAAAGGGCGCUGGACCGGACACAGCGGGAACUAGACCGGGAGAGGGUCAAAUUGGAGAAUCAGGAGAAGAAACUGGUGCAGGACAUUAAGAAGAGUGCCAAGAAUGGACAGGUCGGCGCCUGUAAGAUCCAGGCAAAGGACCUGGUUCGGACAAGAAGGCUAUUUCUCUUCGGAUCCAGGUGGGCGCUUACCCCUCUGACCCCGCCAUCCCUUGUUGUCCAUAGACUUACUUGCGCCUCUCUUCGUGCAGACGGUCCGGAGCAAUGA
Aspergillus terreus NIH2624 is the source of this 330-nucleotide messenger RNA. Its product is annotated as ESCRT-III subunit protein DID4. The record is from RefSeq and is a predicted model, not a curated record. The transcript is spliced from 3 exons. Gene Ontology annotation, cellular component: multivesicular body; ESCRT III complex. Bases 1 to 330 code for a protein of 109 amino acids. Gene Ontology annotation, biological process: protein transport; late endosome to vacuole transport; endosome transport via multivesicular body sorting pathway. Lineage: Eukaryota; Fungi; Ascomycota; Eurotiomycetes; Eurotiales; Aspergillaceae.